This is a messenger RNA of Gadus morhua (Atlantic cod), 3890 nucleotides long. It is a transcript of the gene lft1, whose product is annotated as lefty1. Gene Ontology annotation, molecular function: transforming growth factor beta receptor binding; cytokine activity; growth factor activity. The transcript has 4 exons. Gene Ontology annotation, cellular component: extracellular region. The record is from RefSeq and is a predicted model, not a curated record. Gene Ontology annotation, biological process: anterior/posterior axis specification. NCBI's taxonomy places the organism in Eukaryota, Metazoa, Chordata, Actinopteri, Gadiformes, Gadidae. The coding region runs from base 84 to 1172 and encodes 362 amino acids.
GAUCCCGAGCAAACGCCACCGUAUACCGCUCCCACGCAGCUCUAUAACUUCACCGGACUUUCUGCCCUACUGACCUUUUCCCGAUGGAUUCUCUCCGCGUUUGCGCUCUGUGCGUCGUGUUCAUCGCCGUCGCCAAGGCUUUUACGCACCAGGAUAUGAAGGACGCGCUGCUCCAGAAACUGGGUCUGGACGAGAUUCCCAACAUUGUCAAGAGGGAUUUGGAGAAUCUAAUUAUUCCGUCUCACAUCAAGAGCAAAUACACGUCCAUGCUGAAGCUGCAUCACAGCAGAAAGCGCAGAUCGUUGCCAAGUCUGGCAGGCAUUCUGAGAGGCAUUCCUGGCAAUGCAGAUAUCUCCGGGGAGUACGUGUAUUCUGACACUGCGCGUCAACGCAUGGUGUUCGAGAUGGACGCGCGGAUCCCGGCCAACAGCGAGGUCACCAUGGCCGAGCUCAAGCUCUACAAGAAGGCCCCCCACCACGCACGCCCCGCGGGGGGGGACAGGAAAGCCCACCGGCCCGUCAACAACGCCCGGGUCAGCGUCUACUGGGUGGACGUGUUGCCCAACGGCGCCAACCGCACGUCUCUGGUCGACUCACGGUUGAUCCCAAUCCACGAGACGGGCUGGAAGAGCUUUGAUGUGACCCAGGCGGUGCACUAUUGGUCCAAGGCCCAGAGGAAAACACCUAUGCACCUGGAGGUGUGGAUCGAGGGCGAGAGACCCGGCAGUUACGCGGCAGAAAUGGCCAAGAGUGUCCACUUUACCACCCAGGAGCAGGCCGGCAACACCCUGGGCAAGCCGGAGCUCAUCCUGUACACACUCAACCUCGAAGAAUACGGUUCUCGUGGCGACUGCGAUUCCAAUCAAAACAAAGACACGUGCUGCAGGGAACAGCACUUUGUCAAUUUCCGCGCGCUGACCUGGACGCAGUAUUGGAUCAUCGAGCCCGCGGGCUACCAGGCGUUCAGGUGCACGGGAGGCUGCAAGCAGCCCCGCCGCAACUACAACGGCUACAGCUACGGGGAGAGGCGCUGCACCGUGGCGGAGAGCGCGCCCCUGCCCAUCAUGUACCUGGUGAAGAAGGGCGAGUACACGGAGAUCGAGGUUGCCGAGUUCCCCAACAUGAUCGUGGAGCGGUGCGCCUGCACCAUGGACAAUGUGUCCAUGGUGUGAUGAUGAUCGGCGGUGGUGGUGGUGGUGAUCGAUGAGGAUAGUAACCAAACCAAAGAUAGUACUUUUCUAUUUAAAUUGGGAUGAAGUGAUUGGGAAGGGGGAUUUGGGGACGCGCCAGCUCUGCUACUGCUGCUGCAACGAACUCGCCAAGCACGUUUUUGUCCAGAAGCACUUAAAUGUAAUAUAUUUUGUAAUUAAGUGGACGUAACGUCGUAACGUUUUGACAUUUGUAUAGCUGGUAUGGGAUGCCAAAUGAAUAAUUACAUAGACUGUUCGACUGUUUUUUAUCACAGAGGUGUUUUUAUUUUGAACAUAAUUGUACAUAUGAAUAUGAAGUGACACAUUUUCAAACAAAAUAAAAAAAAUCUUGUUUCAUUAACAUCUUUUGCCUCUGUCUGUCAUCGGAACGCCAGGUGUUCUCCUAAUACGUUUAAAUGAAUGCAUCAAUCCAAGUGCAAUCGAUAAACAUACAAAGCUCAAGGCCUUUAACACCCUAGUUUACACUUUAAAUCACACAGCAAACAAUAUAUGGAGUACUCAGUCACUGACAAUGAUGAGAAAAUACAUUUAAGCACCAACCCCCCCCUCCCCUUCUCAAAAGUUAAAUGGCAUAUGGCCAUGGGUGUGUCAAGGCAAGUUUAUUUAUAUAGCACAUUUCAUCCAAUAUAGACUCAGCGUGUUCAGGUGUGGACGGCAGGGGGCGGUCUAGAGGGAGCAUAGUGAGAAACAUGCUCAGAAUCCACAUUAACUGAGAACAGUUCCUGUAUUUACAUUAGGCUUAGGGCAGGUAGAGAGGCUCCCGGGGGCCCAAAAGGUUGCAGAUCCGUAGCCAAUAGCAACGGCUCUGUUUGCUCGCCCACCAGGGGGUUAAAGGUCAUUCACUAAUAUGUUAGCAAAGAUGGCAAACCCACAAACACACAGGACAAAGCUGAAACAAAGCUGGCUGUCUGGCAGGGAAGUGGAUUCCCCGCUAACAGGCAGUGUUUGCCCGAGUGAAAGACAGACAGGAGACCGUCGGAGAUUGGGAAGGAGAACAUGAAUCUCAAUGAGGCAUUUACUUAUUUCAUCACUUCUCUUGUCAGUUGAUCCACAAACAGUAUAAUAAUUAUCCAAAGAGAUAUUUUUUCAGGGGCAAGGAAAUUACCUUUAUUGAAAUGUUUGAAGAGGUUAAGAUAAAAAAAAAAAACAGUUCUUAAUUUGGAACUUAAAUAUCAGCAUUGUUAAAAAAAAAUAAGCCUACACAUAAAAACAUAUCUUAAAUACUAGAUAUUUUGAUGAGCACAUAUUUUGUGUAGCAACAUAAAGAAUAUAUAUUUGCUAUCAUAUAUACUGUAAAACGGUUAACUUAGCUGCAGCAAGUACCCACUAUAUUUACAAGGGAGAUGGUAGAAUUUAUUCGUAAUACGUUGACAUUUGGUUACAAUAAUUGUAUAAACGAAUAUACUUUUUAAUUAUAAUCACAUUAAAUUAUCGGCUGAUAUCAGUUAAUGUAACAUUCAUGCAUGGUUCAAAAAGUGGUGACCUAUGUACACGUGUUAAUAAAUAUCAACAGUAUUAAAACAAAAAAACAAUUUCCAAUUUUGGUCUUCAUUAACACUGUAGGCAACCUCUCAACAGGAAAGUUGAGUUUAUUGUAGUUUACUUGUUCCAACAAUGAGGCGGCUAUUGGUGAUUGCCUCCCCCAAAAACUGUUCCAAUAGGGAUGUCGACUUUGCUCCACAACAUUCAACUGUUCUUCCUCAAUAGUUUGGGAAUAGGCUGUGCUUCUAAUUUGUCAGUUGGGACAGAGGUGUUUUAAUGGUGAACAUGUUGCGAUGUUGUGUAGCCCUUGUUUUAUCUGCUGGUGUCAAUGAAAGCCGUCAAAAGAUUCUUACUGCUGAAGCUGAAAUAUUUACAAACAAAAGAUACCAUGUCAAUCAUCAGAAUUGGAGUUUAUACAAAAAAAUGUGAAGACUAUAACGGACAGACCUCAUGCACGAAACACGUUUUUUAUAUUUCUGGACAAUUUUACUCACUUAUCAAUGAUUCAAUGUUUUUCAACAGCCCUCUAUGGAAAAAAACUCAAUAAAUUAGGUUAAAACUAAUUUCCUCACUGUACACCUGGAUAUUAUUUAAAAAAGAUUUUAGAUAAUUCAAAAUUAUUCAACUAUGCCAUGUAAGGCCUUAGCGUUACAAUUAAAUACGAAACCUGGCUGGGCAUAGAGCCAUGUGCAUUACAAUGGCUAAUGCCAAAUUGAAGUGUGUAGGGGUUGCCUAGGAGACUGCGCCCCUCAGACGCUGCUGCCUCCAGGUGAGACCCAUGUCCUCAUAGUUUGAACUAUAGCCAAUCGGGGGGCGCUAGUUCAAGGGCCCGUUUUAACCCACCUUGAACGCAAUCAAAAGCCACAAGCCAAAGAGGGUUUGUUAAAAAAAGCAAACGGGUCUUUUUAUUGCAAGUCUAUGGAUUUUUAGAUCACAGGCUUGGAAGUGGAAACAAAAAGGACACAAAAUGGAGCCGAAUAACUGUCUUAAAGUCACCAGGCGUGUGGGUAGUAUUGUUUGAUGACAGUGGUCUAAACAUAAACAAACUAACACUUAGCUUAGCUACCGAGCUCCCUGUUGGGGAGCAAAGGACUCUAUUCAAUACCGUGUUUCAUUAAGUUCUCACAAACUAAAUCAAGCAACAACAAAAAAAACAAUAUAUUUACAAUCCUAAAUAUAAAAAAGGAGAAAUCCAAA